Penicillium brasilianum is the source of this 997-nucleotide messenger RNA. Lineage: Eukaryota; Fungi; Ascomycota; Eurotiomycetes; Eurotiales; Aspergillaceae. The record is from the annotation of a GenBank genome assembly.
UCCUUCACACCUCUCCUCAUGGCAACAGAUUUCCCCCUCUUCCCCUCCCUCCCCCCAGAACUCCGCCUCCACAUCUGGCGCCUCGCCCUAACAUCCUCUUGGUCCUGCACAACCCGCAAAUGCAUCCGCUACCAACAGGAUGCAACAAUCGGCGCCCACCCCCACAACUCCAUCUCCCAAUCUUGCACCGAAGCCCGGCAAGCCCUAACCCAAACAUUGACUAAAAUCGACCGUCUGGGCUGGUUCAAUUUCCCCCGCCACCUCCUCUUCCUCCAACGAUUGGGCGCCGGUGGACUUGGUCGAAGAUGCCCAGUAGAAGCCCGACGCGCCCUGUCGCGAAAUGUCCAGCAUAUCGUGGUGAAUGCGCACGGGAAGUUACAGAUGUACUCGAUACUUGAGUAUCUACACAAGGCUUCGCCGAAGUUGAAGAGUGUCGUCGUUGUCGGACCGUGGUUUUUGCCCGAAGACACCGAUGUGUAUGAUUCGGUGCGGGACUGGAUAGCCCCAUAUGAGGAUUGGGGAGAGGUCUUUUUGGAUUCGCCGAUGGAGGUGUAUUUAGAUGUACUAACUAAUGCGAUUGAGCGUGGGGAAGGAGAUGGCGAUUGUCGUCUUGCCCAUGGCUUGUCCGUAGAGCAGUACAAGGCCAGACUUGACAAGGCGGUGCGACGUUUACCGGUUCCGUUACCGGAUGGGCUUCGACCUAUUGAUAAUGUGUACUGGCGGACGAGGAGGAUGUUGGAUAAAGUGGAGUCUAUUUUGCAGAAGUAUUCUACGCCGCCGAGGUUAUACUUGCAGACGGCUGAGCAGAUGCGUGUUUCGAGGAAGCAGACUGGGAAACGUCCAUCAAAACGGAAGAGAUAGGCACAGACCUAAGCACUAUCAAGACGUGACCGAAGAAAAGGAAGAUGGAACCCUAUAGUCGGAUAUAAAUCAUCAACAUAGCAUAUUCACGCCCAUAACCAGCACGAGGUGACAUGACUGCGCUCCGGAAAACAAC